This is a messenger RNA of Coccomyxa subellipsoidea C-169, 1218 nucleotides long. RefSeq lists its product as hypothetical. The record is from RefSeq and is a predicted model, not a curated record. The transcript has 6 exons. The coding region runs from base 440 to 1033 and encodes 197 amino acids. NCBI's taxonomy places the organism in Eukaryota, Viridiplantae, Chlorophyta, Trebouxiophyceae, Coccomyxaceae.
AUUAGAUCUCACAAUCGUUCUUUUCCUCUUUAUGUUUGUGCUUUGAGCACAUUCCGUACGUACCAGGAAGCAUCAGUCAUUCAUCCCUUUGUGUAGAUCCAGCCAGGCCCAUUUGUUGAUGGCUAGAUGGUGUCAGCGAUGCGUGGAGUCCUGCUGCAGUGUGACGUGCCAACCAAAGAGUUCAUACUGAGCCUGAACGAUAGCAAGCCAACCAACGAGCGCUUUGUUAUCUUGGAUCUGGACGAUACGCGACUCUUCGUGCAACCCACCGUCGUCGAGUGGCUGGAGAAGCGCCUGAAGGAGUUCAACGAGGAGAACACGUACCAGCCUCCCCGCCGCGAGGACAUGCGCUAAGCAGCUCGCCUUUCAAUCAAUUCCAGGGCAAGCCAGAGGAUAGCGUCCCAACUAGAUACAGCGGCCUAAGAGGGCAGAGACAGCCAUGUGUGCAUCCCAGCCAGAGUCUGCAGAGGUGCUGGCUGUUCUGGGCGAGUUCAAGGCAGCGCAGGAGAGGCGAGUGCGCCAGUAUGUGCGCUUCAACGACGCCUUCACAGAGUACCUGCGCUCCAAAGACGAAGGGCCCUUCAGGCAGCUGAUGGUGGAUACGACGCGCGCAUUUGCAGAGGUGAAUGAGAGCGUGCGAGCGGCGGAGGCGCAGCUCAGCGGUGACCUGGCGCGGCCUGAUCUGGCAGCCCACCUGCGCCAGCUGCAGGAGGCCGAGGGGGCAAAGCUCAAAUUCACCCUCGUCCAUCAGGCGUUGAAAAAGGAAGCCAGCAUGGAGAGGUUCAGCUGGCAGCAGGGGCAGGAAGUCGAGCAGCAGAGCAGCUCCCUUGGAGACCCCUCAGAUGAAGAAGGGGCUCAUGCGAAUGGGCAUGGCCACUGCUGCAGUCGGCCACCCGAGCCAACAGAGGAAGAAUUCAAUAAUGCACUCACAGAGGCCACUCUGGAGCUACAGGCUGCUGUCACAAGCAUCAACGAUGCGUUGAUGGAGCUUCAGGAAGCUGAGGAGGAGCUAAGGGAAGAGACGGAGACCUGAGUCUUCUCACGGACCAAUUUAUAAGUAGAUUUAUAACAAUACUACCAGUGGUUAGCUAUGUUAUGUGUCUUUUGCGUGCUAUUCAAGUCUGUUACCACAUCCCUCCUUAUCGAGGAGACAUGUCAGCCUGUACAGCCAUGGCAAGCUCAAUAGCAAGCAAAUCUGCUUGUAAUUACCUGAGCAAC